UCCCCAAUUCCAUCCCUCGGGACAGUGACCGGGACAGGGGGUCUCUGAUUCCAUCCCCUGGGACCCCCAGGACAGUGACUGGGACAGGGGGGCCCCAAUUCCAUCCCCAGGGACCCCCGGGACAGUGACUGGGACAAGGGGUCCCCAAUUCCAUCCCCUGGGGCAGUGACUGGGACAGGGGGGCCCCAAUUCCAUGUCCUGGGACCCCCUGGACAGUGACUGGGACAGGGGGUCCCUAAUUCCAUGUCCUGGGACCCCUGGGACAGUGACUGGGACAAGGGGGCCCCAAUUCCAUCCCCUGGGACAGUGACUGGGACAGGGGGGCCCCAAUUUAUCCCCUGGGACCCCCGGGACAGUGACUGGGACAGGGGGGCCCCAAUUUAUCCCCUGGGACCCCUGGGACAGUGACUGGGACAGGGGGGCCCCAAUUUAUCCCCUGGGACCCCUGGGGCCACUGGGACCCCCCAGAUCCCCGGGACAGCGACUGGGGGGAAUGGGGGGGUCUCUGAUUCCAUCCCCUGGGAUAGUAACUGGGACAGGGGGUCCCCAUUGUCACCCCUGACCCCCCCUGCAGGAUGGGGGUGGGGGUGGGAUUAUCCCAGUCGCUCCCAGUUUUCGGGCCCGAGGCUGGUCCCCGUAUCCCAGGGAUUGGGGUCCCCAUUUCCCAGGGAUUUUUCCGUGUCCCAGGGAUUGGGGGUCCCGGUGUCCCAGAGAUUGGGGUUCCCAGUGUCCCAGAGAUUGGGGUCCCUUGUAUCCCAGGGAUUGGGGGUCCCCUGGGAUGGCCUGGGGCUGGUCCCUGUAUCCCAGGGAUUUCCCCGUGUCCCAGGGAUUGGGGGUCCCGGUGUCCCAGAGAUUGGGGUUUCCUGUAUCCCAGGGAUUGGGGUUUCCUGUAUCCCAGGGAUUGGGGUUUCCUGUAUCCCAGGGAUUGGGGCCCGAUAUCCCAGGGAUUUCCCUUUGUCCCAGGAAUUGGGGGUCCUGGUGUCCUAGAGAUUGGGGUUCCCUGUGUCCCAGGGAUUGGGGUCCCGGUGUCCCAGGGAUUUGGGGUCCCCGUGUCCCAGGGAUUGGGGUCCCCAUAUCCCAGGGAUUUGGGGUCCCCGUGUCCCAGGGAUUGGGUGUCUUGGUAUUCCAGGGAUUGGGGGUCCUGUAUCCCAGGGACUGGGGGUCUCCAUGUCCCAGGGAUUGAGUGUCCUGGUAUCCCAGGGAUUGGGGGUCCCGGUGUCCCAGGGAUUGGGGGUCCCCCGGGAUGGUCUGGGGCUGGUCCCUAUCCCAGGGAUUGGGUGUCCUGGUAUCCCAGGAAUUGGAGUUCCCUGUAUCCCAAGGAUUGGGUGUCCUGGUAUCCCAGGGAUCAGGGUCCCAGUAUCCCAGGGAUUGGAGUUCCCUGUAUCCCAGGGAUUGGUUGUCCUGGUAUCCCAGAGAUUGGAGUUCCCGGUAUCCCAAGGAUUGGGUGUCCCGGUAUCCCAGGGAUUGGGUGUCCCGGUAUCCCAGGGAUUGGGUUCCCCCGGGAUGGGGCACAGCCGGUUUGUGCCCCCCCCACUGUACUCUCGGCACAAUAAAGGCCUUUGGGGCCGGGCGGCUCCUGAACUGGGAA
Messenger RNA from Pseudopipra pipra, 1588 nucleotides. RefSeq names its product collagen alpha-1(VIII) chain-like. The transcript has 2 exons. Bases 576 to 1553 code for a protein of 325 amino acids. Lineage: Eukaryota; Metazoa; Chordata; Aves; Passeriformes; Pipridae. The record is from RefSeq and is a predicted model, not a curated record.